Messenger RNA from Lathyrus sativus (Indian pea), 1674 nucleotides. The record is from the annotation of a GenBank genome assembly. Lineage: Eukaryota; Viridiplantae; Streptophyta; Magnoliopsida; Fabales; Fabaceae.
AUGGCGAAAAAUUGCUUCGACCUCAAAACGAUGACGUAUUACUCACCAAGACAACCCAUCCACCUUCCCAUCGAUCCCAAUCUCUCUCUAACUUCCUUCCUCUUCCAAUCCACUUCCUCCAUAGCCGAAACCAUCGCCCUCGCCGACGCCCAAACCGAUGACUCCCUGACCUUCCGCCAACUUAAAGCCCAAGUCACCGCCCUCUCCCGCUCCUUACUCCGCCUAGGCAUCCAAAAAGGCGACGUCGUUUUGCUAUUUGCACCUAACUCCAUACGUUUCCCUGUCUGCUUCCUCGCUAUAGCCGUCAUAGGUGCUAUUGCCACCACCUGUAGUCCUUUAUACACCGUCCCCGAACUCUCCAAGCAAAUCCAAGACUCCAAUCCCAAAAUCAUCGUUACCGUAUCGGCGCUUCUACACAAAAUCGAACCAUUACCUUUCGAUAUACCUUCAAUAUUGCUUGACGAUGCUUCAACCAGAGUACUUUCCUCCAAAAUAUUCAGUUCAUUGGUUUGGGACUUCAAGGAUCUUACCAGAGAGUCGUCAAACAAGAGCCCUGACGAGAUUCAUGCAAACGGUGUCAUUUCGCAAUCCGACGUUGCGGUGAUCCUAUACUCUUCAGGAACCACCGGAAGAAGUAAGGGAGUGAUGCUGACUCACCGAAACUUCACUGCAGCGGCGUUGGCGGGAGUGGCGGAUCAGGAACACUACGGGGAGGGGAAGAAUGUGUUCUUAUGUUUGGCGCCAAUGCAUCAUGUGUUGGGAUUGGGAAUGAUAACGUACACGCAGCUUAGGAGAGGGAAUAUGGUUGUAUCAAUCGAUAGAUUUGAACUGGAGAAGACUCUGGCAGCGAUCCAAAAGUUUAGGGUGACACAUUUGUACGUUGCUCCGCCGGUGAUGAUGGAGCUGAUCAAGCGGCAUCAUGUUGUGAGCAGUUAUGACUUGUCUUCGCUGAAACAACUUGCCGGCGGUGCUGCUCCUUUGGGGAAAGAUGUGAUGCAAGACUGUGCUAAGAUUCUACCCCAGGUUGAAAUCAUUCAGGGUUAUGGCAUGACUGAAGCAUGUGGACUAAUUUCCUAUGAAAAUCCAAACGAAGAAUGGUUCGUUUCUGGUUUAGGAUCAACUGGAACACUAGUUCCAAACGUAGAAUCCCGAAUUGUUAGCUUGGAAACAUUCAAGCCUCUUCCACCUAAUCAAUUAGGUGAAAUUUGGUUUAGAGGACCUAUUAUGAUGAAAGGAUAUUUUAACAAUCCAGAAGCAACAAAACAGACCAUUAAUGAUGAGGGUUGGCUGAUUACCGGAGAUCUUGGAUAUUUUGAUGAAAAAGGGCAGCUAUUUGUUGUGGAUCGAAUAAAAGAGCUUAUCAAAUGUAGCGGAUAUCAAGUUGCGCCCGCCGAGCUUGAAGACUUACUGGUUUCUCACCCUGAAAUUUUUGAUGCUGGGGUGAUCCCAUCCCCUGAUGCCAAAGCUGGUGAAGUUCCGGUGGCUUUCGUAGUUCGCUCACCCAAUAGCUCGAUAACCGCAGAGGACAUUCUGAAAUUUGUAGCAAAACAGGUUGCACCAUACAAAAGGUUGAGGCGAGUGACUUUUAUUGAGAGAAUUCCAAAGUCGCCCACCGGAAAGAUCUUAAGAAAGGAUCUUGUAAUUUUGGAUAGACAAAAGACAUCAAAGUUAUAG